Molecule: messenger RNA, 2403 nt
Organism: Sporisorium graminicola
Lineage: Eukaryota; Fungi; Basidiomycota; Ustilaginomycetes; Ustilaginales; Ustilaginaceae
Exons: 1
Coding region: 1-2403 (800 amino acids)
Biological process (GO): DNA double-strand break processing; mismatch repair; DNA recombination
Cellular component (GO): nucleus
Molecular function (GO): 5'-flap endonuclease activity; 5'-3' DNA exonuclease activity
Source: RefSeq, a predicted model, not a curated record
AUGAUCCGUGGCUUGCAGGCAUUCCUUCACGACCGCGGUCUUACCCAGUCCGCACCGCUCUCGGCACUCAAAGACACUCGUCUCGGCAUCGACCUCUCCGUCUACCUCAAGCAGCUCCUCUCCAACCCUUCCACCUCAGAACCCCUCGUGGCUGCUCUUGGAGGUGCUCCCAUCGCCCUCAUCUCUCAUAUCGAAAAUGACUUGCGUGCACUCGAAAAGGCACGCGUGAAACCUGUUUUUAUUCUCAACGGCAUCCCGCCAAACAAGCGAAUCCGCCCCUUUUCUUACGAAGAUCCUAGAGUCAAGCAGCGCCAUCGCGCGUGGGAAGCAUACGAAAAUGGCCAAGUAGAUGUCACCCACUCGCUGCUAUCAGCAAGCAACUCUCUGCACCACCCAGAUCUAUACCGCGUCAUCCUGCGUGCUUUCCGACAUCGGCACGUCGAUUUUAUCGUUGCGCCUUAUCUUGCUUCAGGUCAACUCGUCUCGCUGGAACGUCACUCGAAAUCCUAUAUCCAUGCCAUCUAUGGCCCGACAGAGGUCCUCCUCUUCGAUCGCGUUGACCGUCUGAUCACUUCUCUCAACCUAUCCGAGUCCACGUUCCAGUUCGUCUCCAAGCAAGCCAUUCUCAACGAGCUCAGAUGCAACGAGGAGCAGUUCCUUGACCUCGGCCUGCUCGCCGGCAGCGACCUCUGCGGCACCUUCCCCGCCCUGCAAGAUUCCAGCUUGGGUGCUCCUCCACCGCAUGCGGGAGCACCUCCCAAUCUGCGUCACAUCAACGAGCUCGUCAAACAGUACAAGGGCGGCUAUCCGCUCGUUGCAGCUUUUGAGGGCCAUCCCACGGUUCAGAAGAUCAACUAUCUCGAUCAGUUUUGCAGAGCUAGAACCAUCGUCAAGUUCUGUCUGGUGCUCUCUGCUGAAGAAGGUCGUGUUCUGCCUUUGCCGCUGGCUACGCCGCCCCCACCAUUGGCGCUCGGAUCGGCACCAGCGCACAUUGCUCCCAAUGGCGCAGGUCCAGCGGCAGGCGGUCCUCCUAUCGGCUCUUCCAACGGCGGCACACCCAUCCUCACUGCUGCCGACGUCCCACUCGACAUUCAUGAGGUUUUCUCCCACCGUCUUCCGGACGAAGUCUUCCUGCACCUUUCCCGAGGUCUUGUCGGCCCGCAGGUGCUAGCCAGCUUGACCUCGGGUCACGUCAUCGAGGCACCUCCGCUGGACAAUGGCGAGAGCGAAGAUUACAGACGCUACGUGCGCGAGACGCUCACCGAAACACCGCAGUCUCCACGCUGUGUUGCCGUUGCACUCGCUGCUUCGGUGCUGAACGGCUUCUGGUCGUCGCGCAAGAUCACUGGCAUCUACUACUUUGCUCCUUCGGCAGAUCACCCAGUCCCACACGACUCGGCAGCCACCCUGCAGCUCAUCAAUCGCGUCAACCAGUGGAACGUCUCGAACCGCUUCAUCGAAGAAGAGCUUCGACGUCAGAAUUCGUCCACAAUCGACAUUGCGCUCUGUCUAGGCGCUACCACGUCGGACCAGUUGGCGAGCCGCACCAAAACCCCGCGUGUCAAAUUGCCCGAUGGUUCCACCUCCACGCUAGAGAAAAAGGACGAAAUCGUCGCCAACACCAUCUGGCGCAUGCUCGAGCUGCGUGGCUUCCUGAACCACGCGCACCUGCACACCCCGUAUGCACGCGCCCUCUACCUAGCCCUCAAAAAGAGCAAGCUCAACGACAAGCUGCAGGAGCCGCUGUUUUUGGCGCUGGAGCUCUUGCGCGGCGGCGCGUUGCAUGCCAAUUAUUUCGGCGGGAGGAGCUACUCCGGUGGGCCCUCGUACGGGGAUGAGGUGGAAAAGAGACAUAUGCUGUUGGUGAUGCGCACGGUGUCGUUACUGCAGAUGACUUUCAAGCCGGCGCAGUGGACGGCACCGCUGAGCCGCGAGCUGCUGGUGUUCAAUUCGUUUGUCAAAAGCACGAGCAGGGCGAUGCGGAACCUGAUUGAGAUGAUCAGCAUGUCGCUGUUGCUGAGGGGGGAUGCACGCAGAAACCGCGACGAUUAUUUGGACAUCUCGCUCUCACUGCCUUUCCAGACCGACGUCAACACGGGCAUGGGUAUUUUGGCCAAGUGUUAUUUGGAUGGCUUGCUCACGUACCGCGGCGGGCCCGUGUUGCCGGACCAGGUGGACGAUGUGGAAGUGAUCGAGGCGAAAGAAGGCGUGUUGGGGGCGCUCGAGGACACGUUCGGUAACGUAAGGGAUAUCAAGCAGGAGCUGGGGAGGAGCUUUAGGUUUUGGUCCGCCGUGCUGGUCGCGAUCGAUACGCUGGAGGGCGAGAAUGCGAUUAGCAAGGAGGUGGUGCAGCAGUUCAGGGAUGCUGAUGCCUGGUUGAAGCCCCUAGCUAAAUUGCCGUAA